AUGCACUGCCAAUACAACUACGAACUGUAUGUGUUCGUUUGUUCGUUCGUCGUUCGUUCAUCUCCAGGCAACCCAGACCUCAUCGACCCUGUCACUUACGCUCGCAUAACAAUUGCAAAUCCUUCUGAACUCGUUCGAGUACAUGUAUUUGUAACCAGCGCGGUUGUUGUCAUUUGUCAUGUUACGUUAUUCCUCCAAGGUGAUCGCAUUCCGCAGACGUCGAACGAGAGUUUUGAGAUGCUUUUUGCCACCACCUAG
Messenger RNA from Strongylus vulgaris, 258 nucleotides. The record is from the annotation of a GenBank genome assembly. NCBI's taxonomy places the organism in Eukaryota, Metazoa, Nematoda, Chromadorea, Rhabditida, Strongylidae.